Molecule: messenger RNA, 772 nt
Organism: Elaeis guineensis (African oil palm)
Lineage: Eukaryota; Viridiplantae; Streptophyta; Magnoliopsida; Arecales; Arecaceae
Product: mavicyanin
Cellular component (GO): plasma membrane
Molecular function (GO): electron transfer activity
Source: RefSeq, a predicted model, not a curated record
AGGAUUCUUUCCUCCUUCCUCGGCCACAAAAGAAAAGGUUACAGGAAGAAGGGAAGAAUAUGAGGACGCACAUCCUCUUUUUCCUUCUCGCCAUCAUUGGUUGCGUUCUGAAAGGUACGUUGGGCCACAGGAAUCACGUCGUCGGGAGUAGCUUGGGGUGGACUGUUCCCCCUAACAAGACCUUCUACCAGGAUUGGGCUCGGAAAACGCAUUUUGCCGUGGGAGAGAGACUUGUAUUUCCUUACAAAGUAGGCGUGCAUAACGUGAUCGAGGUGUCAAAGGAGGACUUCGAAAACUGCACGCAAUUCAAAGUCAUCGAAAGGCACCAUCAAGGACCACUGACCCUAGAGUUGACCAAGCCUGGUCCUCAUUAUUACUAUUGUGGGGUUGGGCUUCGCUGUGAGCUUGGGCAGAAGCUUGCCAUCAAUGUCUCUGCCGAAGCUCCUGCAGUUGCUAGUACUUUCACCCACAGCCCUGCUCAAUCUCCAAGCUUAUCAUCUGCUGAUAGGGUUCCCUUCGCUGCUCCACUUGCGGCUCUCCUUAUAUAUGUGUUGCAUUAUCUCUUCAUGUGAGAUGAAAGGUGGUCAUUCUUAAUAUUGCCAUUUGAGAAAUCCUUCAAAAAAAAAUAUGACCAUUUGAGAAGAUAUAUAUUGAUGGGGAAGAAUACAUUGUUUAUCUUGGCAACAAGAUAUGUAAAAAGGGCUUCAUUUACUUGUUUAUUGGUAAACAUAAGUAUCAUGUGAUAGAAAAGAAACACAGAAGCUUCUCCAUU